This is a messenger RNA of Penicillium salamii, 1857 nucleotides long. The record is from the annotation of a GenBank genome assembly. Lineage: Eukaryota; Fungi; Ascomycota; Eurotiomycetes; Eurotiales; Aspergillaceae.
AUGCGGGGAGUCCGCCUCAACGCCUCCGAAUGUGUGAUGUAUAAAAGUUGCCGAAGACCAAGAACUAUUCACGAUAUUGUGAAUUCGAAUGCUGUAAAAAUGACCGUCAACGGAGUGAAUACCCUCACCAACUAUGUGGCCUACGUGGAGCCUCACAGCGGCCCCCGAAUUGGCCAUCUUGACUUCGAGAGCUCGACUGUCACCCCGCUUUCCUUCAAAUCUGGCACUCCAUUGACAGAUCUAUACCAAGUGAUCACAGUUGGUGAAGAAGGAAUUACAGCAUCUGGCGCACAACCCUUCCCUCUUUCCAGCGCCAAGCACCUCCCCCCAAUUUCGGGUCGAGAUGUGCUCGCUGUUGGGAAGAAUUAUGUCGAACAUGCGCGGGAGUUCAAUUCCUCUGGCUACGAUGCUAGUGAUAAGACAGACCAACCGACGCACCCGGUGAUUUUCACCAAGCGCGCCACUUCCAUCAUUGGCCCCGAAGACCCUAUUCUGCUGCACCCAAACUUCACCAGCACACCCGACUACGAGGGUGAGAUCGGCGUGAUCAUCGGCAAGCCGGGUUUCCAAAUCUCGGAGGAGAAUGCCUUGGAACACGUUUGGGGUUAUACCAUCAUCAAUGAUAUGACUGCUCGAGAGCGUCAACGCGACCACAAGCAAUUCUUCCUUGGCAAAUCCCCGGAUACUUUCUGUCCAAUUGGACCCAUUGCUGUUCCCAAGGAAAGACUUCCUGAGAACCUGAAGAUUCAAACCUUUGUCAAUGGAGAAAAACGCCAGGAGGCCACUCUGAACGAUCUCAUCUUCAGCGUUCCUACCCUUAUCGCGACCAUUAGCGCCGGUCAGACAUUGCAAGCCGGAGAUGUCCUUGCCACCGGUACCCCUGCAGGUGUUGGCUUUGGGUUCAGACCUAUGAAGUUCUUGCAGACCGGAGAUGAAAUCAGUAUCUCCGUGACAGGACUAGGAACCCUGACAAACCGAGUUGCCGCCCUUGAUGCUGUCAACAACACCUCCGAGCGCGCCGCCUCUCACAUUCCUGUUGCCAAUCAAAAAUCACCAGCCAAUGCCGGAUUAACAAAUAUCAACGGCAAGAAUCUCUUCUAUCAACGACUCGGUGUUGAAACAGGUCCCCCGGUCUUCUUUAUUCAUGGCCUGGGUGGAUCCACAAGUUACUUCCAUCCCCUUGUCGCAAAGCUUCAGUCGACACAUUCUUUGCAUCUUCUAGACCUAGAAGGACAUGGUUUGUCUCCAACAUCGGCCCUCAGCACCCUUUCCAUCGCCUCAUUUGCGGAGGACUUCUACCAGAUGUCCCAAGUUGCUGGGGUGAGCGAGAAGGUGACCGUAAUUGCUCACUCGAUGGGCUCUCUCGUUGCCCUCAAGCUUGCCCUACAGCAUCCAGAGCUUGUUUCCAAGCUCAUCCUGAUGGGCCCUCCUCCAAACCCACUGCCGGAAGCCGGCGUUCAAGGAUCUUAUGCCCGGGCUGCCCUUGUUCGAAAGCAGGGAAUGUCGGUGGUUGUGGAUGCAAUCACACAAGCUGGAACGUCUGCCUUCGUUCAAGAGAAUAACUUGUUAGCUGUUGCUGCAGUGCGCACUUCUCUUCUUGGUCAAGACGCUGAGGGAUAUGCCAAGGCGUGUGCAGCACUUGCUGGAUCCGCCACCGAGGUAUUAGACGUCGCGAGCUUGCGUAUCCCGGUGUCCUUUGUGACCGGUGAGGAGGAUAAGGUCAGCCCCCCAGCUCUCUGUGAGAAGUAUUCUCAAGCAACAGGGGGUGGGAAUGUUCAGGUUCUCAAGAAUGUGGGGCAUUGGCAUCUGUUCGAAGAUGUGGAUCAAACCGUGAAGGCGGUUCUGGCGCAGAUCUGA